UUUGUGCCGGACCCUGUAUUUAUUGAGCACCUAUUACGUCUGCGCAUGAUUCUAGACAGUGAAAAUGAAGUCCUGAUUAAGACCAAGUUCUCAUCAGCUCACUUACAGAAAGAAAAUAAAGAAUAAAUACAUUCAGGUUUUCAUGUCGCACUAUGCUAUACAGAAACUAAAGAAGCAUAAAGAAAUAGAUCAUGCUGCGGGGAGGAUUUGGGGGAUUUUUAUUGGGGAUUCACUUUUUCUUUGCUUUACUUGUUGGGGGGAGCUCAGAGUGAGGGUCUGUGUGUCCCCUUCUCUGACCUCCUCAACCCGUUUUCGCAGCUCAGGACUCAGAGGGCAGAGGCUUGGGAUUCAAGGGUGACUGCCGAGCCAGCCCCUUGGAAUUGGGUUGAGAGGUGGUUUAGAAACUGCAUCAGAGAAAUGAAAACAGGUACUGAGAAAGUCUGUCAUCUUCUGUGGUGUAAUAAUACCUCUCUCCGAAUUUGUUUUCCUUUUCCCACCUGGCACACGCUUACUCAAUUCCUAACUACUCACUCAACAUUUUUUUGAGCCCACUGCGUACCAGCCACUGUUCUAAGGGACUGGGACACAGAGGUAGGGCACAUUCUCGGCUCGCAGGAGUCCCUGCCAUGCAAAGCUUUCAAGCCACCAUCGCCUCAUUUCAUCUUUUCCCUCAAACAUUGUUUUUGAGAUUCAUCUAUUUUCAUUCAAGGAGCCCCAAGAGAGGGUAGAUAUGAAUAUUCCCAUUUUACAGAUGCGAAAGUCGUGACUUUUAACAGGGAAAAAUGAAUUGCUUUGCGACGACUGAUUGCCAGGACGUCACCCGGCCACGUGCAGCGUCGCAUUUCGCCCCUCGCAGUCCCACCGGCGCACGCUCCCGCCUCCGUCCCCUCCCUGCGGCGGCCGCGCCAGGUCCACGUGUGUGUGUCUGUGUGCGGAAUGGGGACGGGGGCGGUGCCGCCGAAGGGGUGGGGUCCCGGCCGACGUCACAGGCGGUGCCGCCCAAUCAGCGGCAGGCUCGCGGCCCCGGCGCUGGUAUUGGGGCAGCGAGGGGGCAGUUCUCUAUAACGCGGUCUCCGGGAGCCAGCGGGGAAGAAAGAAGCCGAGCGGGCGGAAGGCGCCUUCCCCGCCGCCUGGGCCCGGGCACCGGGUGCCGGGCGCCGAGUCCUUCCCGCUUCCCGCGGUCGCCGCUCGCUUUGUUUCCCCCGCCUCUGCGCUCCGGGCUACUCGAGAGGGGCUCCCGCCGGCUCUGCUUAGGGAACGCGGCGGCAGGAAGGGCGGCGGAACGCGCAGGGACUCGCAGGGACCCAGGAGUCCGGCCGCCGGGAGGGCCGCGUGACGAGAUCGAGGCGGGAGUCAGAGCUUCGCGGCCCACGGGUGCGGGCCGGGGGCGCCCGUGAGCGGAGACCUCCCCGUCGAGGGGGGGCGAUGUUCCCCUCGUCCGUGGGUUCUUCGGGCAGCCAGGGCAUCCCGCCGCUGGGACCAGGGCCCCCUCGGUGGGCACCCCCCUAGGAGGUUCCAUGGAGACUCUGUGCCCCGCUCCCCGCCUUGCAGUGCCGGCGUCCCCGCGAGGGUCGCCCUGCUCCCCCACACCUAGGAAGCCGCGUCUGGGGACCCAGGAGUUCUCUCCGCUGUGCCUGCGUGCCCUUGCCUUUUGCGCCCUUGCCAAACCCCGGGCGUCCUCUUUGGGCCUGGGGCCUGGGGAGCCGGCGCCGCGGGCUCCGUUGCUGCUCGGCCCUCGCGCCUCCCUGUGCACCGGCGGCUGGGCCCCGGAUGGCCUGAAACACCUCGCGGGACAGGCCGGGCGGUCCAGCGUUCCGAGCUCCCCGGCCCGCCAGGAUGCCGACGCCGCAGUGUGCCGGGGCCGCGGUGAAGAGGAAGAGGGCGGAGGCAGUUUCCCGCACUUGGGCGCUCGCUCCCGCGGACCUCCCGGCCGCUGCCCGGCGCCCCGGAGCCCUCGGGAAUCUCUGACCAGCUCCGCCUCGGCUCCGCCUCGGCCAGCCCCGGGUCUUGAUUCUCAGCUUGGUCCCGCCGCCGCCAGCCCACACCGGGAGCCCGAUUCCCGGCCUUCUCCGCCACCUGCGAGCUUCUCCAUCGAGCCCACGGGGCCUGGGACCGUGCCGGAGCCGUCUCUGCCGGGCCAGACGGCUGCAGUCGAUGGAGCCCCCACGCAGGCCGCCCCCGAGGCACCCGCCGCCGGCCCCUCGACGGCCAGCGGAGCUCCGACCGCGCCCGGCAAUCUCCGCCAGGAACAUUUCGAUCGUCUGAUCCGCCGGUCGAAACUUUGGUGUUACGCGAAGGGCUUCGCCCUCGACACUCCGAGUUUGCGCAGGGGGUCCGAACGGCCGCCCGCAAAAGGGCCCUCCCGGGGAGCAGCCAAGAAACGCCGACGGCCGGCGCCCCCCCAGCGCAACGUGCAGCUCCGCCGCCCUGCACCGACGCUUCCCACCACAAGCACCUUCAGCCUCCUCGACUGUUUCCCCUGCCCCCCGGCCCUGGUCGUGGGCGAGGACGGAGAUUUAGGGCCAGCAUCCUCGCUUCGCCUCCAGGGAGGCGCUAAGCCCCCUCCUGCCCACCCCCUGUGGAGGUGGCAAAUUGGGGGUCCCGCUGUCCCUGAGCCCCCUGGCGUCAAAUUCUGGGGGAUCAACCUGGAGGAACUCUGAGCGUGAUAACCUCUUCUGCCAAGAGGGAAAAGUUGGGGUCACAGCCCAACUGCUGGCUGGUUUCUCCCAUUUGCCUGACCUGUUUAUGUUUUAUGGGCUGUGGACAGAGGGACCUCCAGUGACAGUGAUCUUCAAACACCUAACUGGUUGGGGUGACACCCCCUCCCCCUCAUCCUUUCGAGACCAACCGAGGGCUGCAGUCAGGAGAAGGUUUAACGGAAAAGGACCCAAUGACACAGAUCCAGCCCCUCCCCUCUGCCUUCUCGGAUCGCUGGGGGCAGUGCCUUCACCCCAGGGGGAGUAAAGGAGGUUGCUGCUGGAAGACAAGGCAGAAAAAAAAAAAAAAAUGGAGAGAGACCUUGGUGAUGGACAAACCGGUUGUUUCUGUGGGCGAGCCCGGGGACGAGGGGGUUGUGGUGGGGGUGGGGAGGUGAUUGGCAGCUCCCUGGGGGCAUCCCCCACCCCCACCAUCUAGGCCUUUAACCCUUCCCUCCCCUCAGGCCUUCCCCUGCACUCCAAGCACUACGGAGCCUUCAUGGGGGAUGGGGCAGCUUGAGCAAGGGGACUAUCACCCCCUUCCUAGGGGCCUCCAAGAACCCUGAUUGGCGAGAUCUUCAGUCUCAGCCACCAGCUUUUCCCUUUUGUCCAGUUUUGGAGUUUCCUUCUUCAGUUUUCCUGUUUGCUUUCAGUUUAUAAGGUCUGGUGGGUAAAAGAGGACGCCCCUCGAUAAACGCACCCCUCCCCCAGUUUACUUCUCGUAGGAGGAGGGGCAGGGCGGAGGGAACUCCUCCUCUUCUAAAGUGCAGGCUUUGCCUGGGGAAGGGGCCGGAGACCGUCCCAGGGAAAGUAAUGGAAGGUGGAAGAAAUCAACAAAACCAGACCAAACAAGCUGCCUUUCGAGGUCCUCUCCAGCAUUUAUGGACGUAGAGGCGAGGCUUGGGUCCAUUUUUGGACACCAAACUCAGCCCCCUUAACGGGUAGGCACAAGACAAGCUGCUUUUGGGGGGAGGGGGUUAAAUGUAAGGGCUCCGGGUCUGACCCAAGGUCCCGUGAGGUCUGAAGGGGAAAAGUUUGGGUUUGGAUGGGAGCUGGGCUGAGGUACCGUCAACUUCCCUCUGUUACUCAAGGCAUUUUGGGAGUUGUCAGGGCCCUGAUGGAUCCCAAGGGGGCAGGGCCUGGGGAUUAGUUUGGAGGUCAGAGGUUCUGUUUUCCCGGAGGGGUUGGGGGAGAGCUGGGCCUGGACCACGCCCUCAGGGUGGGAGGAUCCCCUAGAGUCAGGGAGGGGUGGAGUCGAUUUCUCCGCCACCCAGGUGAGGUCAGGGGAGGUUAGCUCUUGGGGACAUUCCAAGUUUAGGUGUGAGGGGGACCUGGGGGAGGAGCAUCUGCCCAAGAACAUAGGGACCCAGUGACCCUUCUGACCACACCAGUGAAUAAUGCCCCUCUUUCCCCCAAAACAGGGUGAGGGAGAAACAAUUCCCACAUGCGACGCUGGGGAAGGACUUGUCUCCUUUUCUGUGAAAAUGCUUUGUAAAAAGUUAUUGUUUGCACAGAGCAGAUUCUUGUGAAAAACUGUUUAGAACCACAAACAUUUUUGUUCGUUUUAAAA
Messenger RNA from Phyllostomus discolor (pale spear-nosed bat), 4266 nucleotides. It is a transcript of the gene EPOP, whose product is annotated as elongin BC and polycomb repressive complex 2 associated protein. Gene Ontology annotation, biological process: neuron fate commitment. NCBI's taxonomy places the organism in Eukaryota, Metazoa, Chordata, Mammalia, Chiroptera, Phyllostomidae. The record is from RefSeq and is a predicted model, not a curated record. Bases 1518 to 2660 code for a protein of 380 amino acids. The transcript has a single exon.